CCGAAAACCCUAGGUCCUGAGCAUUCUGGAGAACUUAUCCCAUACCUGUAUAUGUCUACCGUAUACUGUAUAGAUACACAUAGAUAGGCAAAUAUUUCUGUAAUCCAGGACAGCAACCUACUCUACCCAGACUAAUCCUCUCACAAACAAAUGGAGAAUGGCUUUUCCCUCCAAUUUGCUAAAAUAAUAUCAUAUGUGAAAAAAAUUUGUAUUUCAAGUCCUAUGAAGGUAAAAAAAAGUCUAUGAAUACAGAAAUUUUCAUUUAUCCAUGCUGAUCUAAAGUUCACCCAAUCCUGUGGAAAAAAAUGGAACCUGUGCUGAAAUAACGGUAAUAUGGCCCGUUAUUAUUAAGAGUUAUAAAGUAUUAAGUGUGCCCUACGUUUGUUCUAAUAAAAUGUUUUAUUGUUAAUCUGCAAAUGACUAUACUUUGGCAUUGGUCAAAAACAAACCAGAAAUGUAUAAUCUUGUAGUCUGGUACUUGAAAGCCAGCUUUGCUUAUGACCUACGACAAGUGAGCAAUUAGAAGUAUUAUUCUUUCUAGAGAAAUAUGCAUAUUAUAAUAACGGUAAGUCUAUCCUGCCCACGUCAAGAAUAUGACUCACAAAUAUUUUUUGAACUCCAGUGGGUCUUACAGAAUGUGGAAAUUCUUGUUGCGCAACUCAAGCAGGAGAGUGAUAUAAAAAGGAAUGGGUGCUUAAACUGCCAGCAGAGUUCCCCAGUCAGCUGAAUACAGCACGUGAGAGAAACACAGCAGAUUCCGCACUACCAUUACCAUGGAAACCAAGAGAACUGUUCUGGCAGUCCUGACUCUUUGCCUGUUGUGGUUAACAGUAACUGAAAGCAUGUCACUAACAAGAAUUCAAGAACUCAGGUGUCUGUGCAUAAAGACAGAAAGCAAGCCCAUCCAUCCCAAGCACAUAAAGAAUAUUGAGGUGAUCCCUAAUGGGCCACACUGCAAAAACGUGGAAGUCAUUAUAACUCUGACAAAUGGGGAAGAAGUCUGCUUGGAACCAUCAGCUCCAUGGGUUAAGAAGAUCAUUGACAAAAUCCUAGCUAGCUCUAAGACUCCAGAACCUACUCCUGCUGUUUAAUCAGAUGAUCACACUGGAAUUUAUUUAAGGCAGAACCCGGGAAAUAGAACCGUUCCUUCUAUCAUAUAAUGUGAACAGCCCAUAAACAAUUAUUACUAUUAUUAACAUGUAUUUAUAUAGUGCCAACAUAUUUUGCAGUGCUGUAUCAGUGGUAUCUUAUAUUUAAUGAAAACAUGCUUGACAUAUAUAUUUCACUCCCAAAACACCAUUUAAAAUCUACUGUGUAAUAACAUUAACAAAAACCGGGUUGUCACAACAUGGUACACAGGAAAUGCUUGCUAUUUAUAUUUUUUUUAGAAUAGAUAUUUAUGUAGGGAAUCAGAUAAAAGGUAAAUAUUAAUUAUACAGAUUGAUAUGUGGCUAAAGAACAUUGAGGAAAAUUACAUUAUUUUAGAGAAUUUAGAGAAAGUUAGAGUAUUCUCUAGAGCAUUUUUCAUAAAGUAUUUGACUUGACUUCUGCUCUUUAAAGUUUAUGUUAAAAGAGAAGAAAAUGCAACUUUCAGGCCUUGUAAGCAGAAAUGCUUUGAAACUGUUCCGUAUUAACUUUAGUUUUAUGGCAUAUUUUUUAAAUUGUGUGUUCUAAAGAAAUAUAUUUUCUGAUAUACUUUGAAAUGAAUCCUGAGAACAUAAUUUAUUUAGCAUAUUUAUGUAUUUAUUUUUAAUAUUUUUAAUUGUAUGUUUCACAAUAUGUGUUUUUUCAAUUGUAUAACCUCUG
Molecule: messenger RNA, 1806 nt
Organism: Xenopus laevis (African clawed frog)
Lineage: Eukaryota; Metazoa; Chordata; Amphibia; Anura; Pipidae
Gene: cxcl8a.2.L
Product: alveolar macrophage chemotactic factor
Exons: 4
Coding region: 774-1091 (105 amino acids)
Biological process (GO): cell chemotaxis; defense response; immune response
Cellular component (GO): extracellular region
Molecular function (GO): chemokine activity
Source: RefSeq, a predicted model, not a curated record